Molecule: messenger RNA, 4860 nt
Organism: Hipposideros armiger (great roundleaf bat)
Lineage: Eukaryota; Metazoa; Chordata; Mammalia; Chiroptera; Hipposideridae
Gene: AVPI1
Product: arginine vasopressin induced 1
Exons: 5
Coding region: 2951-3556 (201 amino acids)
Source: RefSeq, a predicted model, not a curated record
UCUUGAUCACUGAGUUUUUUGGUGCCCCACCCUUAAAUAUUGCACCCAAGUUGUGUUUUUCACUCGCCUCACCGUAACCUGAUUUCUGGUAAAACCAAGUCUUCGCCUGAAUUACUUCAGGGCUCCAUUCCCCAGAGUUGACCUUCUCUAGACAGGGCCCUGUUCGGGGAGGGGGUGUGGAUCCCAGACUCCCCACUCCUGCAUGGCUCACACAACUGUGGAACUGACCCAUUUUCUCAUCAGAAAUAUUGAAUCAUAAAGCUAUAACAACAGAGAUGGUUCCAUUGUGUGGUAAGCACAUGGUCACAUGCCUACAAACAUGUUUGGAGACAUCAGAUAUUCUCCACCCAGACUUAAUUACAUAUGACCCAGAAGCUACAAGUUCCCGAUUCCUACCCUGGUAUGCUCAUCUGAACUCAUGGCAUCAGAAUCCCUAGGCUCUCCAAGCACUGACAUGCCAAGAGUUUGGCCUUCCUGUUGCUAAGAAUGGGGUCAAGGGAGUUUCUAGUUCAGAAGCCCAGCCUCCAGGUUUAGGAGUCUGCCCGGUACCGUCCUUAGCGGAGCAGUUGACUGAAAGGCUUCGCAAGCAAUACUUUCUAUUGGAGAUGAACAUUGCUGAUUUUUGUUCUUUUCAAUAUUUUCCCCAGGGCUUCAGGAAAAGCAAAAAGGACCCGCCAUUCAAAUCCUUUUAACUACAACUAAGCACUUGCUGAUGUUGUUUUUGUGCAGGACAGAGAGGAACUGGAGACCAAGGGAUGAAGAAGAACAGCUCCCUAACAUCCCUUCCACCUUGCUAAAGGGGUCCACAAAGCCUGGCGUGCUGGCUCUUACCCUUUCCCCCUUGGAACUUUUACAGGAGAGAAAUCAAGUUACUGCAGUUAGUUCCGUAGUGAAAAAGAAGUCAGGGAAACCUCGCUGCCUAUUCCUGGGCACCCUUUCCAACCAUUUGUGAACCAGUGCACAAAAAAAACCCCUCUUCUUCCAAGGAAGUAAACAAGCGUUUAUCAAUAUCAAGACCCGUACUGGACACCCUGCAUCCACUCCUAACCCCUCCAAUCCAAGUUCCAAGCUCCAACCAAAGUGGCCUUCUGAAAACACAAAGUUGUCAUGAGGAUGAGAUGAGCUAGUAUUUGUAAAGUACUGACUGGCAUUACUGGCACAUAGUAGGUGCUACACCAUGUUUAGUAAAUAAAUGCAUAUAAUGCUGUUCCUCUCUGAGGAUCUACAGAAGUAAUGGCAACUUCUCCGCUGCCAGCCUCUCCCUUCUGCUUCCCCACUGCUCUCUCCCUUGCUAGACUUACUCCAGGCUUCAUUUCAAGUCCUCCUGAGUCAAGCUACCUCGCGGCCUUAGCACAUGCCCGUCUCUCGUCCUUAAACACUCUUCGCAGGCCCUCUCAUGUGAAAACUUCAGCUCCUUCAUAUCUCAUGAAUGUUACUUCUGCCUGCCCGGACCUCCCCGAGGGAGCUUAGGUUCCUCUAUUUUACUCUCUUACAGCCAUGUUUAUCACAAUUGUAACCACAACUAAAUGUUUUAGGCUUUUUAAUGUCUGCUUCCCUUACUAGGCUGUAAAUUUCCCCAGGGGAAAGGACUUACAGGUGUCUCCUGUUAACUUCCUGUCAAGAAGCUCCGACAAGGUGAGUCCCUAACGGACCAUUGUAGAAUGAAUGAAGAAAACCUCUUUUAUACUGUCUUAUUUAGGUAACAGGCCCAAGGCUGCACCCCUGAUUCAAGAUUUGAACUCACAACAUGCUGGUCUUGAAGCCCAAGGUCCGACUACCACACUGACUGUCCCCUCCUCUCCCUCAAAGCUGGAGCCAGAACAUACGUGGUCUGGGAGAUGAGUUUAAGGAGCUGCAGGUCUAUUUGAUGAGGGACACACGCUGCAAAGAACUCAGCGCCGUGCGCCCUGGCCUCCGGCCCAGGGGAAGGUGCAAUCAUCACGUGUACGCUGCAGGGCCAGCAGGCGCCGCACCCCAGGGCAGGAAUGCGGCCCCGCCCCGCUCCUUUGCCAGCAAAACCGCGCUCUCCCGGGGACUGACGUCAAUGAAGGGGCUCCUCCCGGCCAGACGCGAGGGUGGAGGGGGAGAAGGGAAGGAACCCGGGCGGACACUCCCCUCGCUGCUGCCCCGCCGCUGAUUGGGCCGGGGAAUCUUCGCACUCGGGUUUCGAGGCCUGCGGAGGGAAGGAGGCGGGGCCAGAACACGCCCCUCGCUCCUCUGCGGUCGCUGAUUGGCCUACGGAGUCUCCGCGUUCGCUUUUGGAAGGUUUUCUCUGGAGCUCACGCUAAGGAUCGGCUGAGGAUUGGCUGUUCCUGGGCUGUGGAGCGCUUUCUCUGGGGAACCACGGUUGUGACCGAGGUGGCCCGCCUCGGGCAGCCAGGUACGCAGGUCCGUGACCCGGCCCGCGCUGCGUUGGGAGCGGGCGGGAGGACGAGCCGUCAGAGCCCGGAUGCCGCCGGGACCCUAAACCCUAGAUCCAUCUAGGGCCGGUUGUGAGAAGCGCCACGUCUGAGCCCCGGGGGCUGACCUGUGCUGGGGAUGUUGCCGUGUGACCUCGGCCAGGAUUCCCGUCCCAAGCUGUCGUCCUGUGGGUGAACGCCGGCUGGUUCUUGUGAGCACCUUCGCGGCAGAAACCCAGAGCUGCGCCGGCCCUUUCGAAAGGCCAGGCAGGGGUUGGAGUGGGCGCAUCUUUGCUUGCCCCAUCCCGAUUUGAGGUCUGUCGGCGCUGCCCGUCAGUGUGAUUAUUACCACCACCAUGGUUAUCCGAAGGAGGGGAGCUGAGGAGCCAGUUGCCGCCUACCUCACACAAGUGUAUUCUGCCUCUCUUGGUUACUUGCACCUCCGAGACCAUGGUGGACAUGUGUGUCCGAACUGAGCUUCAUACAUUACAAAGAAUGCUCAGUUGUGCACAAUAUUAAUAUAUUGCAAAUGCAUUGCAUGAGCACCCGGGAUGGGCACCCCAGCCUCUGUGGUGAGUGAGCCACCCCCUUGGCAGGCCCCGACAGAGGCCCGGGGCCGCAAGCAGGCCUCGGCCAACAUCUUCCAGGACGCCGAGCUGCUGCAGAUCCAGGGCCUGUUUCAGCGCAGUGGGGACCAGCUGGCUGAGGAACGGGCGCAGAUCAUCUGGGAGUGUGCAGGGGACCACCGCGUGGCAGAGGCCUUGAGGAGGCUGCGCAGGAAGAGGCCGCCAAGGCAGAAACCCCUGGGCCACUCGCUGCACCACUGCAGCCGGCUCAGGUCACUGCCAGCCCAGGAACAGGGAGCCCCCAAAGAUAGAGCUGAACCACACGGCCUAACCAACCAGUACGUGUAUACUCUGGGCUCCAUUCCUCUGCUGCCUUCUCCGGGGCCCACAAUCAGAACAUCAGACCUGAACAGGCCUUCCGACAUCAUCAGAGCGCCAGAGCCCCGCACUCCACUCGUCGACCCACAGAGCAGUGCCACUGAGAUGGCUUCUGGCGAUCAGUAUCUGAACUCUAGGAGGACAAGUGCCAGGAUCCGCCGGAACUGGCGGAAGUCAGGCCCCACAAGCUACCUCCAUCAGAUCAGACACUGAUCCAGGGAAUGGGCUGGGAAUAGCAGAAUCUUCCCCAGGAAUCACAGGGACUUUUGCCAAAGAGGCGAAGAAGGAAGAGUGACUUGAGGCAGACAGCCCCACACGCUGCUACUGGCCUGCUCAAUUCAGAAAAGGACCGGAGGUGUCCACUGAGCUCUAGUUAUGUGGGACCCAUUCCUCACAAGGAGAAACAGCGACCGUCUCGCCUCGACCCUUCCCCACCUAACACUAUACCUGGGCUGCAUGAUAUUCCCCUGGGAGUCAAGUGAGCAUCACACCACUCCUGCUACUAACCCUCCUGCUACUACGACCCACGGCCCCGCAGCCUGUCCCACACCCCUGCCCCUGUCAAGCCACACAAGGAAAUUGUGGCUUAAGUGGCAAAAUAAAAAAAAAAAUUUGCAUCAAGAACUGUGUGAGUCCAUCACAGAAGGGGAGAAUCCCAAAAUGGAUGCUCUGGAGCCAGGCGGGUAAGAGUUUGGGCUCAUUUCAGGGAAGAGGUGUGUGUUCCCAGGAAGGAGAAAAUAGGGCUGGCCUCCUUUGCUUAUUCACUGCCACCCCCUAGGGCCCAGGCCAAAGCCUUUUCCAGAGGCUGUCAGAUGGGGAGAUGGGAGCAUCUCUGUGGGCAGUCCUGAGCCACAGGAACGGAGAGGGUUCUUGGCCCCUGGCCAUCUCUACAAGAGGGAAGGCUAUUAUGGUCAGCCCUACAGAGUGGGCAGUGAGCCUGCAGUCACAGUCGUGGGUGCCAGCUCCUCAGCUGGCUUCUUCGUUCCCAUGGGCCAACCAUCCAUAAGUGGGUCAACAGCUGGACCAAUCAUUCUUGAGCCUCCUGCAUUAUCUGGGGUUUCCAUAGCCUGAAAACCCCGAGGGGAGGAUUUUUUAUUACUAUUCUGACUUUGCCUCAAAAGAAACAUACCAUGUGCUCAUUCACAUUCAGCUCCCCUCCCACCCAUCCUAGUUGCUUGAUUAUCAUCCAUCACUAAAAGGAACCGGAGUUCAAAGUGCUCCAAGCGGGUGGUGAUGCACACAGAGCAGAGCUGCCCUCUCACAGCCAAGAGAAGCCGGUCCAUAUUCCUUAUCCCAAACCCUGGGGGCUAGAUGAUUGGAAUUCAGAAUUGUUUUGGCUUUCAGGAAGUAGUCAGCGCAGAUCCUGUAUAAUCCCUAGUGGGGGAACAUCUCAUAACAAAACAUUAAUAUUUCUGCAACAAAUAUUCACACUAAGAGGGAUAUAUAUGAUGGUUACGAAUAGCUUCAUAUCAGUGGGGGCUCGGGUCAGUUUUGAUGUCAAAUGUUUUCAUAAAAAU